GCGUGGCUGAAGCGGCAUUUUACCUGUCCCCCAGCAAAGCAGAUGGAGCUUCUUGGCCCUUCUCGGAGACUCCUCCCAGCUGCAGCCUCUGUCAGUUCCCACCGGGAGCUUCGGCAGCCGCGUCGAGGGAGUGCGACGCGGACCCCUCCAGAGCCGCAAAUCAUCUGCGAGGCGGGAGAAGCAGGCAAGCAGCGGAGGCAAAGCACCCACCCGAGGCAGGCACGCCGCAUAAGAGAAAGUUUUGAAGGGAGAAGGACCUGUCAGGCUGGGGUGGAGGCGAAGAAAGCCUGGCUGAGCAGCAGGCGGGGCGAGGGUGCCUGCUCUGGCUGCUCCCCUCUUGCUUCUCCCUUCAGGCUGGCUAGGGCGAUGCAGUGCAGCUGGGGAAGCUCUUGGGAGCCGCUCUAAAAGAAAAAAAAAAUCCUUCCUGGAUUUGAUUAAUUACAACAAUCCCCUCCCCAGAAGAUCAGGAAAAUAGGAGAGAGCAUCACCUACCUCUCCCUCCGCCUUUCAGCAACUGGCUCCUACCCCCACCCUUCCGUCCCCCCCUUUUUCUCCACCUCCCUCUCCCUGUUUGCUCCUGGGGCUGCGGCCAGAGCCUUGGAGGAGGAGGAAGGGUAAAGACUCUCCCAAGUUGGCCCCAGUUGGCAGCACUUCGGGCAGCGCUCGGCAGAUCCCACCGAACAAAGAACCCCCUUUUCCCGCAGGGGCCGGAGGCAGCAGGGCCCCGCUCCUGCCCGGUGCCCUGGGCUGGCUUCUCCGAGCCCCCUGCGGGCGGGCGCGGCUGCCCGUUUUCCUGGAGACCCUCGAGAACCUGGCGAGGGGAAGCGGGAAGCAGCGCCCCGCUUUCUUGCCCUCCUCUCUGCCUCGUUCCCUCCCUCCUUUUUUUUUUUUUUUAUUUUCCUUCCUUUUUUCUGUUUUUUUUUUUUUUUUAAUUCCAUCCUCAGGCGGCCCCGGUGGGGGAGUUCGGGGGUUCCUCCCCGUCCCUCCCUCUGGCCGAGGGGCGCCGCUGCCCGGCGCUAAGCCGGGUGCAUGGGGCGGCGUUCCGGGAGGCUUUCGUCUGCUUCUCGCUCCCCCGCCGGAUGCUGCCUGGGCUGUUUUGGCUGCUUUUCUUCGCCGGCGAUGAAGGCUCUGCCUUGAAGAUGGAGAUGAUCUGGGUUUUAUUCCUGUCUCUGGUGCCGGUGUACAGCAGGGGACAAGGGGUUUACGCUCCUGCUCAGGCCCAAAUCAUCCAUGCUGGGCAGGCGUGUGUGGUGAAGGAAGACAACAUUAGUGAACGUGUUUACACAAUUCGGGAGGGGGACACGCUGGUCCUGCAGUGUCUGGUCACAGGACACCCCCGGCCACAGGUGAGAUGGACCAAAACUGCCGGCAGCGCGUCGGACAAAUUCCAAGAGACGUCAGUGCUUAACGAGACCCUUCGGAUUGAGAAGAUCCAAAGGCUGCAGGGGGGCCGCUAUUACUGUAAAGCAGAAAAUGGGGUUGGGGUCCCUGCCAUCAAGUCCAUUCGAGUAGAUGUGCAGUAUCUAGAUGAACCUGUUCUCACCAUUCACCAGACCAUCAGUGAUGUUCGUGGCAGCUUCUACCAGGAGAAGACUGUCUUCCUCCGCUGCACUGUCAACUCCAACCCACCAGCUCGUUUCAUCUGGAAACGGGGAGCUGAGACGCUUUCCCACAGUCAGGACAAUGGUGUGGACAUCUAUGAACCCCUCUACACACAGGGUGAAACCAAAGUCCUGAAGCUGAAGAACCUGCGGCCUCAGGAUUAUGCCAGCUACACGUGCCAGGUGUCCGUCCGCAACGUCUGCAGUAUCCCUGAUAAAUCCAUCACCUUCCAGCUCACAAAUACCACAGCUCCACCUGCUCUGAAGCUGUCUGUCAAUGAGACACUUGUGGUCAACCCUGGUGACAACAUCACUAUGCAGUGCUCUCUGACGGGUGGUGACCCACAGCCAGAGGUGGUUUGGUCUCACUCUCCUGGUCCAGUGCCUCCCAAUAGCCUUGUGCAAGGAGGCAAUCUCACCAUCUGGAGGAUCCGUGUGGAGGACUCGGGCUACUACAAUUGCACAGCCAUCAACAAUGUGGGGAACCCGGCAAAGAAGACGGUGAAUCUGCUGGUGCGGUCCAUGAAGAAUGCCACGUUUCAAAUCACCCCUGAUGUGAUCAAAGAGAGUGAGACCAUCCAGUUAGGGCAGGACUUGAAGCUCUCAUGCCAUGUAGAUGCUGUCCCCCAGGAGAAAGUUGUCUAUUCUUGGUACAAGAAUGGGAAACCAGCCAGGUUCUCGGACCGGUUGCUCAUCACCCGGAAUGACCCCGAGCUCCCACCUGUGACCUGCAGCUUGGAGAUUAUUGACCUGAGAUUCAGUGACUACGGCACCUACAUGUGCGUGGCUACCUUCCAGGGAGCACCCAUUCCUGACCUCAGUGUGGAGGUGAACAUUUCCUCAGAGACAGUGCCACCAACCAUCAGUGUCCCUAAGGGUCAGUCCACCAUCACCGUUCGGGAGGGCUCCAGGGCUGAGCUGCAGUGUGAGGUUCGAGGGAAACCCAAGCCACCCAUCAUCUGGUCCCGGGUAGAUAAGGAAACUCCCAUGCCUUCAGGGACAAUGACGGUGGAGACAUACGAUGGGAAGCUACGCCUGGAGAGUGUGAGCCGAGAAAUGAGUGGGACCUAUAAGUGUCAGACAGCCAGGUACAAUGGCUUUAACAUCAGACCCCGCGAAGCCAUGGUGCAGCUCAACGUUCAGUUCCCCCCUGUGGUGGAGCCACCCUUCCAGGACGUGCGUCAGGGUAUGGGGCGCAGCGUCACCCUGCGCUGCACCAUGCUGAAGGGCAGCCCCAUGAAGGUGGCCACCUCCGUCUGGCGCUUCAACGGGUCCCUUCUGGCGCAGCCGCUGGCAGAGCAGCAGGACUACUCGGAGCUGAAGGUGGACAGUGUCAGCCGGGAGACCAGCGGCAGCUAUGAGUGCAGCAUUUCCAACGACGUGGGGGUCUCCACCUGCCUCUUCCAGGUGUCCGCAAAGGCUUACAGCCCAGAGUUUUACUAUGACACUCCCAACCCCACCUUGAGCCAGAAGCAAUCCAAGAAUUACUCAUACAUCUUGCAGUGGACACAGAAGGAGCCUGAUGCUGUGGAUCCCAUCCUCAAGUACCGCCUGGAAGUCCGGCAGCUGGCUCAGAGAAACACCAUCCAGACCUUCAUUCCUGUGCAGAAAAUGGAGAAAGGCCUGUUGCUGGAGCAUGUCUUGCCCAACCUGAAAGUGCCUCAGAGCUAUGAAGUUCGUCUGACACCCAUCACCAGCUUUGGGGCUGGAGAUAUGGCUACCCGCAUCAUCCGGUACAUGGAACCAAUCAACUAUCCCAACCCAACAGAUAAUACUUGCCGCUUUGAGGAUGAGAAGAUCUGCGGCUUCAUGCAGGACAAGAUGGACAACUUUGACUGGACCCGGCAGAACGCCCUGACGCAGAACCCCAAGCGCACGGUCAACACGGGGCCCCCCACAGACAUAAGUGGUACGCCGGAGGGUUAUUACAUGUUCAUCGAGGCAUCCCGGCCCCGGGUCACAGGAGACAAAGCCCGGCUCAUCAGCCCCCUCUACAACAUUACUGCCAAGUAUUACUGUGUCUCCUUCUACUACCACAUGUACGGGAAGCACAUCGGCUCCUUGAACCUGCUGGUUCGUGUGAGGAACAAGCGAGCCAUCGACACCCAGGUCUGGUCACUCAGUGGGAACAGGGGGAACAUGUGGCAGCAAGCACAUGUGCCCAUCAACCCACCCGGGCCCUUCCAGAUCAUCUUCGAAGGUGUCCGGGGCACAAGCUAUGAGGGGGACAUUGCCAUCGAUGAUGUCACUCUGAAAAAGGGGGACUGCCCAAGGAAGCCAAUUGGACCGAAUAAGGCGGUUGCUCUUCCAGGAAGCGGUGUCCCAGCCCUGCACAGCCCUUGUCUUUGUGGCCCAUUGACUUUCUUCCUUUAUGUGCUGCUCAGAUGAUGGCAAGAGAGCGCUCCUGUCUUCAGACCAAGACAUUCCUGCUCCUUUCCUACUCAGCCACCUCUGCUCCUCUUCCUCCCCUCCUCACUGGCACACCAAAGUGUCCAUAUGUUACCAAAGACUUGACAGGCAUGACCGUGCGAAGGGAUCUGGGUCAGAACUGGAGCACUCCUUGAGAAAGUCAUAAUGUCUAGAACAAAAUAUAGAAAUAAAGACAAAUGUUUUUUAAAAGCACGUGCGCGAGAGUGAGAGAGAAGAAACAAAAAUACACAGAAAAGAAGGAAAGACAAAAAAUAGGAAUGAAGAAAUGUGAAGAGCAAAUGAAGGAGGAAAACAAACACCCCCAUGUUUCCUUGGGAAUGUCGGACAGGGCUUCCUCAGGGAAGUGGGAACUUGUUUUAAACAAACAAACAAAAAUAUAUUAAAGCACAAAUUUCUACCAGAA
Messenger RNA from Pezoporus occidentalis (night parrot), 4434 nucleotides. RefSeq names its product MAM domain containing glycosylphosphatidylinositol anchor 1 (gene MDGA1). Lineage: Eukaryota; Metazoa; Chordata; Aves; Psittaciformes; Psittacidae. Bases 1080 to 3989 code for a protein of 969 amino acids. Gene Ontology annotation, cellular component: neuronal cell body; plasma membrane; axon. The transcript has 18 exons. Gene Ontology annotation, biological process: homophilic cell-cell adhesion; synapse organization. Gene Ontology annotation, molecular function: protein binding; axon guidance receptor activity. The record is from RefSeq and is a predicted model, not a curated record.